Messenger RNA from Dictyostelium discoideum AX4, 1821 nucleotides. RefSeq names its product dynactin 62 kDa subunit (gene dynD). Bases 1 to 1821 code for a protein of 606 amino acids. NCBI's taxonomy places the organism in Eukaryota, Evosea, Eumycetozoa, Dictyosteliales, Dictyosteliaceae. Gene Ontology annotation, cellular component: cell cortex; centrosome; dynactin complex. The record is from RefSeq and is a predicted model, not a curated record. The transcript is spliced from 3 exons.
AUGUAUUCUAAAAGAGUUGAAAAUUCAUUUCAGUUUAAUAAAGACCUUUUAAAUAACAAUAUAAUCAAGUAUAGUUGUAAUUGUGGUAAGGCAUAUCACGUAUCAGAAUUAUAUUAUUGCAGUGGUUGCUUAAAAACAAAUUGCAAAUUUUGUAUCACAGAAGAAAUUGAUUGUUUUUAUUGUCCAAAUUGUUUAGAACAUGUUUCAUCCGUAGAAGCAAAUUUAAAUGGUAAUAGAUGUAAAAAAUGUUUUGAUUGUCCAAUUUGUUUUAAUAUUUUAACAUAUUCAGCAAGUACCAAUGCAACGACUGGUAAUGAAACUUUUUUUUUAAAUUGUGCAUUUUGUAAAUGGAAUUCAAUAAAUUCGGGUGAAAAAGAGUUUAGAUUCGAUUCACAUAGUAUAAAGAAUAGUAAAGAAUCCUCUGAAUCACAAUUACAAUUCAAUAAAGUAUUGGAAGUUGUUAAUAAGGAAUCAAUAGAGUUAACAUCAUUAAAAGAUAAGAAAACAUUAACAAGAAUUAAAAUAGCACAAGCAAUGAAACAAUUCCUUGGUCAACAAUCAAAACAUCAAAAAUAUAAUCAAAGAAAAAACUUUUUAAAACCUGAUGAAAAUCAACGUUGGAUUCAAUCAAGUACACCACACCCAUUACCUGACAAUAAAUUAAUACCAACUUCACCAUUAGCAUCAACAACAACAUCAUCAUCAUCAUCAACAUUAUUAUUAACAAAUCAAAUGAUAAAGAAAUCAAUACAAUCACAACCAAUUACAACACAAGAUAUUGAAGAUAUGCAACAAAAGAGAAUUGACUCAAGGGUAUUUAAAAAAACAAAUGAUGAUGGUGAUGGUGGUGGUGAUGGUGAUGAUGAAUUAUAUGAUGAUGAUAUUGAUUUAGAAGAAAUUAAUAAAAUUAAAGAUUGUGAUGAAAUUAGUAAUUUAAUGCAAAGAUAUCAUCAAGUUUCAAAUCAAUGUAAAGAAUUGAAAGGAUUGAUACCACAACAUAGACAAUUGUUAACUCGUAGAUCAAAGAGAUGUAAGAGAUGUGAUAGAUUAUUGGUGAAACCAGAUAUAAAUCCAGGAAAGAUAGAAUUUAAGAGAUCUCAUUUCGCAUACUCUUAUAUUCCACGUGUUACAAUCUCAAAGAUUCAAUGGAUUGAUCAAGAUCUAUUUCAAGUGUUUCUAACAUUCACCAAUCCAUUACACUCUUAUAUCUUUAUGUCUUUUCCAAUGGAAAUUAAAGGUUCAAUGGUAUCAUUGGAAGACAAUUCUCAAUUGGUUGAUCUUUACACUAAUGAAACCUUUAUCAGUGGUCUAUUGGAUGAAAUUGAUGAUAAUGAAAAAGAAGCAAUAAUCGAUCAAUUAAAAACUUUUGAAGAACAAAAUAAAAGAUAUUUCACAAAUGGAAGUACUAGUAAUAAUUAUAGAAAUGGUAAUAAACUCACUUUAGGUUUCAUUGGUAAAGUUGGUGUUGAAGAUGCUUUAUUCUCAAAUUAUAAUAACAAUACAGAUGAAGUAACUCAUUUAAUCAUUCAUUUACCUGAUCAAUUAUCUUUAAAUAGUAUUAAUAAUAAUGAAGUUGAUCCACCUAAAUUUAAAUCAAAAUUCUCUUCAAUUAAGUUUACUAUUGUAGUUGAAUUUUCUUUAAAAUCUACCACUACCAAUAAUACAAGUGGUCCAAACGCAGCAGAAGCAGCAGCAACAACAACUUCAUCAGGAGGAUUGGGAUCUAGUGGUACAAUUCCUGAAUCAAGUUCAUCCCAAAAAACACUAUUAAAAAUAUUAUUUGAUAUACCAUCAGAUAAAUUUUCAAAUGCCGAACUUUAA